Molecule: messenger RNA, 585 nt
Organism: Cladocopium goreaui
Lineage: Eukaryota; Dinophyceae; Suessiales; Symbiodiniaceae
Source: the annotation of a GenBank genome assembly
AUGGCCUCGGAACGUUCGCGCACUGGUCCAAGCUCCCGACGCGCCCAACCAUAUCAGGAAAGGACUUCUACAUGGACUACGGCCGAAGCCCCUUGGUUUGCUGGCCGUCGCGGGACCACCUCAGAGGCAACUCCACCGCCAGACCGACCAGUGUUUGCCAUUGUGGACUAUAUGAGCCUCCGGGACUUCGCCGUGGAUUUCGAGGAGCUCACUCCGUCCAACUUUGAGAAUGCUACACUUCAAGAGCUGGAGGCCAUUUUUACCUUCACACAACAAUACUCGGCGGAAGUCGCCCAUCAGAUGCCAGUGGGCAACAUACGAUUUGGCGUUUGCCAUAACCUAUGGCGGCAAUUCAAUCUUCGGGUGGCCACUUCGGACGUUGAACUACGUUAUCAAGAUCUUGAUGGGGACACCUUUCAAGUCUCGAAUGACACCACGAUUGUUGAGCUGUUAGACACGUAUAGACCUGAGUGGCGCAUUAGGCAGUCCGACUUCUUGUCCAGUGCCACGUUUGUUGGGGCCACCCAGCCCUUCCUUUUACGUCUUUCGUGUCACAAGUAUCGUCCAGGAAUAAUCUUGCCGUAG